Messenger RNA from Pangasianodon hypophthalmus (striped catfish), 2014 nucleotides. Its product is annotated as calsequestrin-2. Gene Ontology annotation, cellular component: sarcoplasmic reticulum lumen. The record is from RefSeq and is a predicted model, not a curated record. Gene Ontology annotation, molecular function: calcium ion binding. The transcript is spliced from 12 exons. Gene Ontology annotation, biological process: regulation of cardiac muscle contraction by regulation of the release of sequestered calcium ion. Bases 396 to 1643 code for a protein of 415 amino acids. Lineage: Eukaryota; Metazoa; Chordata; Actinopteri; Siluriformes; Pangasiidae.
UACAGCGAUUGAAUCCCAAACAGCAUCCUACUCCACAGAGAGUGCACUACAUGACGUGUACAAGCCCUUAUUUUAUAAUCGAUGUAGGUCAUUUGUAUAGGAAGCAUAAGGACAUUUGGAAUUCAGCCCACCGUUUACCGCUAAUGAAUGGAUACUCGGCUUCAAAAAGCAGCUCGGUCUGAAAUUUCAACCCUGCUUAAUAUCUUUAAAGUUAGUAUUUCGCGACAUGAAAAUGUUUACCUUUAUCAGCCAGGCUAAACUCGAGUUCACUCAGGAGGAAAAGAAAAAGCGGUCGAAGACUUGACCUCUCUCAGCCUUACGGUCCCUCUAGGAUUUGCACUCUUAUUCCAUUUCCUCUUCUUCUCCUCUUGCUUGGACCCUCUGUUCUUUGGACCAUGUUGUCUCUCUGGCUUCUCCUUCUCUCCUGCUUGUCUCUUCUCUCCAGAAGUUCUACAGAAGAAGGCCUGGAAUUCCCGAGCUUUGAUGGCAAGGACCGAGUGCUGAACAUCAACGAGAGGAACUACAAGAAGGCGCUGAAGAAGUAUGACAUGCUGUGCCUGCUUUACCAUGAACCGCUGCCCUCUGACAGGGAGCUCCAGCAGCAGUUCCACAUGAGGAAGAUGGUGCUGGAGCUGGCUGCCCAAAUCUUGGAAGACCGAGAUAUAGGGUUUGGAUUGGUGGAUACUCAUAAGGAUGCCAAGGUGGCCAAGAAGCUUGGGUUGGAGGAAGAGGGCAGCAUUUAUGUCUUUAAGGAUGAACGUGUGAUUGAGUUCGAUGGAGAGCUCUCUGCAGACACACUGGUUGAGUUCCUGCUAGAUCUUCUGGAGGAUGCAGUCGAGCUCAUCAGUAACCCUAUGGAGCAGCGUGCUUUUGAGAGGAUGGACGAAGACAUCCGUCUCAUUGGCUACUUCAAGGGCAAAGAUUCAGAACACUACAAAGCCUUUCAGAGGGCUGCAGAACGAUUUCAGCCCUACGUGAAGUUUUUCGCCACUUUCGACAAAGGGGUGGCCAAGCAGCUGACUCUUAAGAUGAAUGAAGUGGAUUUCUAUGAGCCGUUCAUGGACGAGCCAGUCACCAUACCAGGCAAACCCAACUCGGAGAAUGAGAUAGUGAAUUUCGUCAAUCAACACCGGAGACCAACUCUAAGGAAGCUGCGUGCAGAGGACAUGUUUGAAACCUGGGAGGAUGACAUGGACGGGAUCCACAUCGUGGCUUUUGCUGAGGAAGAGGACCCAGAUGGGUAUGAAUUCUUGGAGAUAUUGAAAGAGGUGGCCAGAGACAACACCAAGAACCCAGAUCUGAGUAUCAUGUGGAUUGACCCUGAUGACUUCCCUUUGCUGACUGCCUACUGGGAAAAGACCUUUAAAGUGGACCUGUUCAGACCUCAGAUUGGUGUGGUCAACGUGACAGAUGCAGACAGUGUGUGGUUGACGAUAACUAAUGAUGAAGCUCUGCCCACGGCUGAGGAGCUGGAGGACUGGAUCGAGGAUGUCCUCUCAGGGAAGGUCAACACAGAAGAUGAUGACCUUGAUGAAGAUGAUUUGGAUGAUGAUGAUGAUGACGACAAACGCGAUGGUGAUGAUGACAGUGAUGACGAUGACGAUGAUGACUACAAUGAUGAUGAUGAUGAUGAUGAUGAUUGAUUGGCAGAUAUGUCACUAAUGACUAAUGGACUUUGUACAUUUUAUACAUCUGUUGCAGUAUUUAUAGAAUCCAAGUAGAAUAAAACCACUUGUUGAAGGCAAUAAUAAUAAUAAUAAUAAUAAUAAUAAUAAUACAGUUCCAUUGGUGCUGAUAGGAAAUGAUUUAUGAAGUGAAAAUCAGUACAUGUGUAGACUGGUUUAUAAGAUUAAUAAGAUCAUAAACAUGUUAUGUCAGGAGUGUUUCAGUAGAACUGCACAUUUUUAUCUAUGAAACUGUUCAUUUAGGCCCAUGAUGAGCAAGAUGUAUCAGACCUACUACUUCUUCCAAAAUGCUUCAUAUAAUCAGUAAUUAAACUUGACUGUGUGAUGAA